AUGGCUCCGCCAAACCCUGUCCCGGAGCAUACCAUCGAGCGCACCCGAGAGUAUGAGGCCUUCAUUGAGGAAUUGCGCUCCUUCCACGAGGAGCGCGGUACCAAUUUCGACCCCGAACCAAAGAUGGGCACUAUGAAUGUCGACCUCUACCAACUGUUCAACUAUAUUGUCGAGAACGGCGGCUACGACAAGGUUUCGGACGAAAAGCUCAUGUGGCGUAAGAUGUGCGAAGGCCUGGGUUUGAUGCGACACAACGCGCCGGCAGAUGCCUACACGCUGAAGCAGAUAUUCUACAAGAACCUGGCUGCGUACGAGAUCAAGAAAAUCCACAACCAAGAGCCGCCGCCGCCCGAGAUUCUUGAGUUCACCACCGCAAAGGGCGGUUCGCUUCUUACUCGCACGCUGGAGAACUUCCAGGCCAAGGGCAGGGGCGACAAGGAUGAAUCCGGCGACGAUGGGACCCCGAGUAGAGAGCGCCGUGCCGACGAGACACCCGGCUCCGGCCGUGCAUCCCGCGGCCUCAGAGAAGCCCCGGCUCCCCGCGUCAUUUUCCAUCCCGACACAAACUCGUCUCGGCAGACGAGGCAACCGUCCGGCCAUCAACCCGCAGAUGCCAAUACGCCGUCUCAGCCGCAAUCGCAUCCUCACCAUCGUCAUCCUCACCACCCUCACCCUCGGCCCCAGCCCAUGUCCCAGAACAACACCCCCAUUCCAGUGCACGCGGCACCCCAUCCGCACCCGAACCGUGGCGGCGCCUCGCAUGGAUUCAACCCCACCCCUCUCGACCCGGCCAGUGCUCUUGUACAAAACUACCAGCCACCUCCCCCUCAGCAGCUGCAACUCCGUAUUGUGGAUACCCCUGCCAGCAACCCCGAUAUAUUUACCAGGGGGCAACGGAUGCUGAGGCAACCGCCCUCCUAUACUUCCUCCAGCACGUCAACCCUAAUACGUGCCUCUAUUCCUGCGGGGAGCCUCGACGGGCCUAAUAUUUAUGAGCGAUGUCUCUUAGCGCUGCGUUCCGGAAUCCGGGCGGAGCAGGCCUAUGGUCUCAACCACCUGGUCAAGAUAUCAUAUGAGCGCGGUGACAAGUACAAGUUCUCCCAAUUCUCGGGACUUGCCGAGGGUCUGACCGAGUUUGCACUCGGAGUUGGAAGCCUAUUUUACGAUGUAGAAUGGGCUAUUUCUAACGACCCCGAGCUUGACGAGGGUGCGAUCGGUGACCUCGAUGGGAUCAAUGGAUCCUCGGACAUCCUAGAGAGGAUCGCCCAACUCGAGCCCAAGGAUGUCCAGGACAACUUUCAGCCCGCCGAGUUUACCGAUCACCUGACCUUGAUCACCGAGGCCGUCCUGACCAUCCGCAACAUGGUUAUGCUCCAGGAAAAUGCCUGGUUCAUGGCCGAAUAUCCCACCUUAAAGGAUUUGCUGUGUAUUCUUCUGUGCCUCCCAAACAUGGAUAUCGUUGUAGAACUCAAGCACUUCGCGCUUGAUAUUGCCGAGCAGAUAACGCCAUACUUGGUACUCGACUCGGAUGAUGCUCUUUACAAGACCUUGCUCGCCCAGCUCAGCUCCAACGACCGGGGUACCAUUCUGACCGCGCUCCGAGCCAUCGAUCGCAUUUCAAUGAGCCAUCCUACCGAAACUAACAAGCUCAGCGGAGUGCCGCCAGCUGUGCUCCAAAACCUCAUGGACUGGCUUCUGCUAAACGACGAUGAGUUGAUGGACUCUUGUCUCGACUUUCUCUAUCAGUACACAGCGGUAGUCCCCAAUUUGGAGGUUCUACUAAGGUGCACCAAUGUCGAGCACCUCGUUAUGCACCUUACUCGCCUCUUGUCUCACGGCGCGAAACGGACAAACAAGGAGAUCACCGUGAGUGAGGCCCACAUUGCUUACGAUGUCCCGUCUGAGGAUCAAGUUGCACCUAUCCCCCGCGACCUUUUGGAACGGCUCCUGUCUAUGGAAGAGCACGAGCGCUGUUAUGCGUGGCUGAGGUGCUUCUUCGAAGAAGACCCGGACUCGCAGAUCACCCAGAUUGCCAUUUGGCAAGCAUAUAACGCUGCGUUUGUUGACCCGCUCAAGCGCAUAAACCGGGGCAUGCUAAACGCUGCCGAUUUUAUACGAAAUAUCAGCACUGUCUAUCAGACCGCCGGGGCGCAGAUCGUCCGAGACCAGGGCCCAAACGGGGAGGUCCAGAAGUUUAUUAUUAGGGGUAUUAAACCUCGACCUCACCCUAUAAGCCCAGAGGGACGAGAGUACUUCCAGUGCUCGUGGGCGCGCGUUCCUGGAAGCCAAGUCAAGUGCGGUGUCUUGAACCUCUCAGUCGAGAAGAUGUGGGAACACAUACUAAUGGAUCACAUCGGCGAAACCCGCGGCGAGGACAACAAGUUCCCAAACCGCGAAGGCUUGUUUACCUGCUCGUGGGGCAUCUGCACGAAGUACCGCAAAUCCACCAAACUCACUCUCGUCCAGUUAAUGGUGCAUAUCAAGACGCAUCUGCGCGCAGAGGAAGCGCUCCAUAUCGCCGCCCAGCACAAGGGCUCGGGCGCCGAUAUGCAUGCCACCACCCCUUCCUCGGCGUCGUCGGCGCCGAAACGCCCCAUGCCCAAACUCCGCGUCCUCAAACCAGCAAAUACCAUUAUAAUGACGUAUGAGGAGACGGCCAGCGUGCGCGACGAACGCAAUCCCAACGCGCCGCCCCAGGCCGCGGGCAUUCCCCUUUCUGCAGUCCUCAUCCUUCGUAACAUUGCCCGGAAUGUCGUUAAGACCGACUCCGAGGAGGCGCUGCUCAAGCAGCAGAGACUCCAACAGGGUGGCGACGACAGUGACGAUGAGGGCGGCCCUGCCGCUGGCAAAGGGAUUUGGAAUGAGCGCCUCUUCCGCCCCGUCAUGCAGCGCCUGUGGGAGGUGUUUACGGAAAACCGUCUCCUGGCGCCAUAUAUCACCAGUCUGUUCCAGCUGCUAGAACGCGACUGA
Messenger RNA from Lasiosphaeria miniovina, 2970 nucleotides. RefSeq lists its product as uncharacterized. The record is from RefSeq and is a predicted model, not a curated record. Gene Ontology annotation, molecular function: DNA binding. The coding region runs from base 1 to 2970 and encodes 989 amino acids. Lineage: Eukaryota; Fungi; Ascomycota; Sordariomycetes; Sordariales; Lasiosphaeriaceae. Gene Ontology annotation, cellular component: RSC-type complex. Gene Ontology annotation, biological process: regulation of DNA-templated transcription. The transcript has 2 exons.